AUGAGCACGACAGUGGAUGAGCCGUCAACAUCAAGUCGCGAGAAGCAUCAUUUGGAAACGGCCGAUGCCUCGUCGCUUUUCAUUCUGAAAGGUGAACUGUAUCGAAAAAUCAAUGAACAACGCCAAAAAACGACAGUUGGGGCCGAGAAGAUCCCAAAAAAGAGUGUACUUAGGGUUACUAAAGAGGAGGAUAAAAAACUCACUGAAGAGAGGCAGCGAAGACAGGAACGUAUCCGUGAGCUGGAAAAAUCAGUGCAACAAGACGAGGAACAAAGAAAACGAGUGCAAAGGAUACUGGAGGAAAAAAGCGAAAUUUACGCCCGGUUAAGUCGCGGUGAAGCAGUUUUGAAUGGUGAUAAUGAACCGGUUGAAUUUUUGGUUGAUUUUGAUGCGAAGAAGCGUGAAGAGGAAAAGCGGCGUGCCGAAGAAGCUGAAAAAGAUAGAACCGAACAAACUGAAGCUGUGCAUUUUAAUCCAACUGAAGAGCAGCGUGUCUAUGGUGUUUCACAUGUUCCACUUCCUAAAACGGAAACGAGUCGAGCGAAAAGGAAAGUUUUACUGGAGCAACGCGAAAAAAUGAAGUGGGAAAGACUGAACAGGAUUCGUAAGCGUAAAGGCCUGGAAGAGUUACCACCACCAGAUGCUGUUGAGGGUAAAGAUUUCUGUAUAUUGAAGUGUUUAUUCCCAGUGUAUCUGCAAGAGUCAUGUUAG
Molecule: messenger RNA, 711 nt
Organism: Gongylonema pulchrum
Lineage: Eukaryota; Metazoa; Nematoda; Chromadorea; Rhabditida; Gongylonematidae
Source: the annotation of a GenBank genome assembly